Molecule: messenger RNA, 1375 nt
Organism: Beta vulgaris subsp. vulgaris (sugar beet)
Lineage: Eukaryota; Viridiplantae; Streptophyta; Magnoliopsida; Caryophyllales; Amaranthaceae
Product: NADH-cytochrome b5 reductase-like protein
Exons: 13
Coding region: 117-1079 (320 amino acids)
Molecular function (GO): cytochrome-b5 reductase activity, acting on NAD(P)H
Source: RefSeq, a predicted model, not a curated record
UAUACUCGUCUGCACUAGAUCACUCUUUUUGCACUCACCUCCGAAUCUUUUAUUCCUUUUCGUCUUCUUCCAUUUUCUUCUAAAACCCUUGUCUUUCUCAUUGUGAUCUCAUAAAAAUGGCGAUGUUCUUCAGAAGACUAGCUAAAUCAGCUCCCAUCACAUUUUCCAAUGCAUUUAGGGGCUCACAAAGUUCCAGUUUUGGAGUAAUUGCGGCAACAUUUUCUGGUGGAGUUCUUUAUUACUUUACUUCUUCACCUAAUUUGGCUCAUCUGGAUUCAAUCAAUGAAGAAUCACAGAAGAAAGUUGCAUUGAAGUCAGACAAGUGGCUUGAGUUUAAACUCCAUGAGACUGCGAAUGUCAGCCAUAAUACUAAGCUCUACAGGUUCUCGUUUGAUUCUGAUGCCGAGUUGGGUCUUGACAUUGCUUCUUGCAUCCUCACAAGAGCUCCCACAGGACAAAAUGAUGAAGGGAAAACGAAAUAUGUCGUUCGACCGUAUACUCCCAUUUCUGAUCCAGAUGCUAAAGGGUACUUUGAUCUAAUGAUCAAGCUAUAUCCAGAAGGUAAAAUGAGCCAGCAUUUUGCAAAACUCAAACCAGGGGAUGUUGUGGAAGUCAAAGGUCCCAUUGAAAAGCUCAGGUAUACCCCUAAUAUGAAGAAACACAUUGGCAUGAUUGCUGGUGGAAGUGGUAUUACUCCAAUGCUUCAGAUAGUUGAGGCUAUAUUGAAGAAUCCAGAUGAUAAAACCCAGGUUUCACUGGUCUACGCAAAUGUCUCCCCUGAUGAUAUUUUACUGAAGCAAAAGCUCGACAUACUUGCCACUAGCCACCCUAAUUUUAAGGUAUUCUACACCGUUGACAAUCCAUCAAAGGACUGGAGAGGAGGAGUAGGCUAUGUCUCAAAGGAUGUGGUCUCAAAAGGCUUACCUGGUCCUGGAGACGAUUCUCUCAUCUUGGUAUGUGGUCCGCCUGGUAUGAUGCAACACAUAUCCGGUGGCAAGGCUAAAGACUAUUCACAAGGAGAGCUAAGUGGAGUACUCAAGGAACUUGGAUAUACUGAAGAAAUGGUCUACAAAUUUUGAGGGAUCUAACCAAUUUACAGAACUUGAAAAAGAAUUUGGAUAAUACAAUAGCAUCUUGUAGCUUGAAGAGCACAUCUGUGCUGUUCAGUUAGAAAUAAUUUGCUCAGUGGAUACUUGGUGCUGUACUUUUAUGGGUUUCAAUCCCUUGGAGAAGUCGACACCAGUUGUUUCUGUGCAUUUGGCUCACUGGAGAAACAUUUUUAGGGCAUUUUUGAAGCUCUAUUGUUCGAAUAUUGAAAUGAGAUGAGUAUAAGCUCAUUUUAUAAUUUUUUUACUAAGUGCAUGAUUAAAGAUAA